Elaeis guineensis (African oil palm) is the source of this 1579-nucleotide messenger RNA. RefSeq names its product syntaxin-124. Gene Ontology annotation, biological process: vesicle fusion; intracellular protein transport; exocytosis. Gene Ontology annotation, cellular component: SNARE complex; plasma membrane; endomembrane system. The record is from RefSeq and is a predicted model, not a curated record. NCBI's taxonomy places the organism in Eukaryota, Viridiplantae, Streptophyta, Magnoliopsida, Arecales, Arecaceae. Gene Ontology annotation, molecular function: SNARE binding; SNAP receptor activity.
GUCUUCAGCUCCUCGUACAAAACAACCACCCUGAGAUGAGCCCAAUUGGCCUCCCCUGGCUACGAGGAAGAUGAAGUAGCCCACCGGCCGGUCACCUUCAUUACUACAUAUAUAUAAUCUUUUUCUAGGAGGCAGUCCUUUUAUUUGCUCCACUCCACAAUAUCGAUCAACAUUAAUUCCAUAUAUCAAAAAUGAACGACCUCUUCUCUACGAGCUCCUUCAAGAAGUACACGGACCUGAAGCAGCAGGCCCACCUGGACGAGAUGGAGUCCGGCAUGAUGGGCGGAAUGGGGGAGGCCGGCAAGGAGAGCGUCAACCUCGACAAAUUCUUCGAGGAUGUCGAGAACGUGAAGGACGACCUGCGUGGGCUCGAGAAGCUCUACCGCCGGCUCCAGGAGGCGAACGAGGAGAGCAAGACGGUCCACAAUGCCAACACCAUGAAGGACGUCCGGGCGCGCAUGGACGCCGACAUCGAGCAGGUGCUCCGCCGCGCCAAGGCCGUGAAGGGGAAGCUCGAGGCGCUCGACCGGGCCAACAUCGCCCACCGGAAGCUCCCUGGGUGCGGGCCCGGCUCGUCGGCAGACCGCACGCGGACGUCCGUUGUGAGCGGGCUGGGAAAGAAGCUCAAGGACCUGAUGGACGACUUCCAGGGUCUGAGAACGAGGAUCGCCGCGGAAUACAAGGAGACGGUGGGGCGGCGGUACUACACGGUGACCGGGGAGCAGGCGGACGAGCAGACGAUCGAGGCGCUCAUCUCGUCGGGGGAGAGCGAGACGUUCCUCCAGAAGGCGAUCCAAGAGCAAGGGCGAGGGCAGAUCAUGGACACCAUCUCGGAGAUCCAAGAGCGGCACGACGCGGUGAAGGAGAUCGAGAAGAGCCUGCUGGACCUGCACCAGGUGUUCCUGGACAUGGCGGCACUGGUGGAGGCGCAGGGCCACCAGCUCAACGAUAUCGAAAGCCACGUCGCGCAUGCCAACUCCUUCGUCAGGAGGGGGACGGAGGAGUUGGUGACGGCCAGGGAGUACCAGAAGAGCUCCAGGAAGUGGUAUUGCAUGGCCAUUCUCCUGGGGACGAUGCUCGUCGCACUUCUGCUGCUACCCUUGCUAACAAGCGUCAUCAAUUUAAUAUAGUUUUCCUUUUUUCCUUUUUUUUUUCCUUGAAAGAGAGGAAGAAACCAGCAGUACCUUCUUAUGGUUUCGGCGGUUCGGAAGACUCGGUGCUUAUGAUCCAUCCCUGCGUGCCGGAAUUCCGGAGUUCUCAAAAUUUUGGAAUUUCUCAGGAAGUUCAUUUUCCUUCCGCUUACAUAUAUACAUAUAUAUAGCAGAGAAUAGCUCCUGCUGUAAUGUCAAAUACAAUGAGAAUACCAAAUUCUGUUGCAAUUUUACAAUCAUUUCCCCUCGUAGAUCUUCUCAAAAGGGUGCAAGAGAGCGGCUUUCAAAUCAAGCACUCCUCAAAUAAAUAAUUUGACGGCAAGACAAGCAACAAAUUCUGAUCGAAGAGCCCACCACAGCAGGGGAUUGAACACGUCACCGUAUGUGUGUAGAAAACUUAUCAAUAAUUAAAUAAAUAAACAAAAAGA